Messenger RNA from Cannabis sativa, 687 nucleotides. RefSeq lists its product as uncharacterized. The transcript has a single exon. Gene Ontology annotation, molecular function: nucleic acid binding; zinc ion binding. Lineage: Eukaryota; Viridiplantae; Streptophyta; Magnoliopsida; Rosales; Cannabaceae. The record is from RefSeq and is a predicted model, not a curated record. Bases 1 to 687 code for a protein of 228 amino acids.
AUGUUGUGUGGAGAAAAAGUUACUGACUAUGAAAUGUUAGAAAAAACAUAUACUACUUUUCAUGCCUCUAAUGUGCUCUUGCAGCAGCAAUAUAGAGAGCAAAAUUUUAAAAUAUAUUCAGAAUUGAUUUCAUGUCUUCUAGUAGCUGAGCAAAAUAAUGAUCUUUUGAUGAAAAAUCAUGAAUCUCGCCCAGCUGGGUCUGCUCUAUUCCAUGAAGUGAAUGCUACAAUUGCUGACAAUCAUAAUCAUAGUCGUGAUCGUGAUCAUAAUCAAAGUAAUAGACGUGGUCGUUACCAUAAUCAAAGUCGCGAUCGCGGUCGAAGCAAUGUUUGGCAUUGUAAUGGCCAGAAUAAAAUUUCGUAUACUCCAAUGAAAAACACAACUACUGAGAACAAGGGAAAAGGUCCUCAAAAUAAUAAUCGUAGAAAUUCUAAAAAUUUAUGUUCCAGAUGUGGAAUAAAAGGACACUGGGCACGUGCCUGCCGUACGGCAAAACACCUUGUUGAUCUUUAUCAAGCAUAUGUGAAAGGAAAGGAGAAAAUGGAAGCAAAUUUUGCCUAUCAAGAUGAUGGUUUUCUCAAAGAGCCUUUGGAUAUUACGCACUUAGAUGUUGCAGAUUUUUUUAAUGAAGAUCUCAUUAAUUGCAACAUAAAUAUCGAUAAUGGAGAUGGGAGUGUCCACAAUUAG